Messenger RNA from Sus scrofa (pig), 10499 nucleotides. NCBI's taxonomy places the organism in Eukaryota, Metazoa, Chordata, Mammalia, Artiodactyla, Suidae. The record is from RefSeq and is a predicted model, not a curated record.
GUUUGGGAUGAGUUGAAAGAAAGUUAGUUGGAGGCCAAGCAUGGAGGGUAUUAAGCCCCAAGCAAGAAAUUCUAAUUUAAUUGGGUUGAGUUAUGGGGGGAGGGGAAUCAUUGACAGGUCUCUGAGAGGGAAAUGACAUAUUCACAGCUGUAAAAAAAUCAUCUGCUUAUGUAUGCCAAGGUACUAAAAAGUUACAAGGGGAUAAAAGUAUCAAGAGAAUAAGGAUCCCAAAUCCAUUUGUCAUGUUACACAAAGCAUCUCUCAGUUAUACAAAAUAACUGUUCAAUAAAUAUUUGUUGAAUGAGUGAAUAAAUAAAUAGAAGCAAAUUGAGACAGAAAAUGCCUUUUAUUAACUUAGACAACCUUCCAUAUGAGAGUCAUUUGCACUGAGCUCAGAUUUCUAUACACAGUUUAUUUCUGUAAGUAGUUUAUUUCUAUACAAAUUACAUCAUUAAUGAUGAUGAUGAUAGAAGAAAAGAAGGAUGAAGUAGAAAGGGAUUUUUUAAUUAAAUAUCAAUUGAUUAUGUGCUCAGCAAGGCAUUAAACUGCUUGAUACACAUUCACUCAUUUUCCCAAGCCAACCAGAGAAGACUUAAACCAGGAGAUUAAAUACCAAGUUUGAGUAACACUAACAAAAUGUAUAGGGUUUUGACUGGCUGUCAUGGCCAGUACUCUCACUGUCAAUGCCCUGCCCCUUGGGCUGCCUGAGCUCUGGCUCCAGAAAGACAGUGUCCCUGGUUCAGCAGUUUCUGGGUUCUGGAGCCUGUGUCCCUCACCUCUUCCCCCCCCCCCCCCACCCCACAGGACUCCUCUGGCACCUGGGAGCAUGCUUGCAAACAGAUGCAACCUGUAAGUAUGGCACAGUUACCCCUUUACCAGGAGAGGAUGAGUCCUUGGAAAUAUACCCCAGUCUCCAGGUCCUCCAGGUGUGGGGAUUCUGAGGUGUGUUUUACACAAUUCUCAACAGAUUCCAGAGCUCUCGUAACAAGGAAGAAGCAUUAUUUCAUGUUUUCUUUAAAAGCAUUGAUAUUUAUAUUCAAGAAUCAGGAAACUGGGGGUAAUAUUACAUAUCAGGAUAAAAGAGGUUCUUGUUUCAUGUUAGGAACUUUAUUACUGUGGGAAAAAAUAAUCUCCUAUUGACUUAGUUUGGAUCCCCCAAGAGCAGACCUUGAGACAAGUGCUUAGAAGUCAAAUUAUUGAGGGAAAAGGGGUGUUUCAGAAUUUGGGGUUAGUGGGAGGCAGGAAGAGAUUGCAAAUAUUUUCUUCAUGCACCACUAAUUGCUUUCCAUGUUACAUGCUUUACUUUAGUGAUUUAAAGUAUAUAUUAAAUAAAAAGUUUUAAAAACUACAUGCCAAAUAUGUCUAUGAAUGUUCCACAAACUUCAAAGACUCAUCUCUAGAACCCAGACAUAUUGUUCAAAAACAUUCUCCUCCUCCUCCCUAUUCCAACUCCUUCUUUCUUGUUGCUUUAUUUUUCUUUUUUUGCUACUACUACAUUCCACCUUAAAAACGUCGUUUUACUUCCUCAUAUGACCUGUAGCUGACAAUUUAUGUCAACUUUUUCCCCAAUGUACCCUAUCAGUUAUUUCAUUUUCCCUUCCCUACACUCCACCCAGACUUAGGUUCUAGGACUGCCCUUUAUGCCUACAUCAUUUGUUAGCAACCAACUGUCCCUUCUCUUUCCCAGCUACAUGACAUUCACAUUUGACUCUGUUCUCUGGUUCACUGAGGCCUAUCAUGUUUCUCCUCAGAAAUUAUAAGCUUAUUGGGAAUAGGACCCAUAUUUUGUAGUACAUUUUUGAAUCUGCCAAAGGACACAUUGUUUUGUAUAUAAUAAUGCAUGAUCAUAGAAUUAUCCAGAUUUCUCUCAAUUUAUGACAUUAAUGAUGUAAAAAGUACAAAUCACGAAGAGCCAUUCAAAAAAUAAUUAUUGUACACCUGGUGUUGGCCAGGCAGCAUAUCAGGUGCUAGAGAUAGAGUGGUGAACAACAGUAAAAACGAAACAUGUGUGUUCUGCUCUCUAGCAAGAAAAACUUGUAAAGACACCUGUGAUUAUAAAUUAAAGAGCUCUAAAAAGAAUGAACAGGAUGGUUUGUAAUAUGAUGACCUAUUUUAAGUGGAUGGACAAGAAAAUCAUCUGUGAGGAGGAGACCUUUCGGCUAAGACUGAAGAAAGAGGAAUCUGUGAAAAGUCAGAGGUUGUGUAUCUGGUCAGAGGUAAUAAGAUGGGCAAAGGCCCCAGGGUGAAAAAACUUUGAUGCACUUAAAGAAAUUAAGGAUGGGUAAUGUGGAUGAAAAAAGUGCUCCUGGGGGAAGUGGCCAUUGGUGAGCAGGCAAUGUAGACAGAGGCCAGAUCACAGGGUCCUUGUAGGCCAUGCUAAGUGUGGUUUGUACUAGAAGAGCAUGGGAAACUCUUUAAAGAGUCUAAGCAAGGAAGUGGAAUGCAUGAUUUGAUUUAGAAUUUAAAAAUUCACCUUAGCUUCAAUGUAGAAAAUUUAUGAUGUAGGUGAGAGGCAAAUAGUGAGAAUAGGUCUCAGAUCCCUAAGAGAUCAGAUCAGAUGACUUUACUUGGAAGAGGAUAGGAGCAAGGCAGGAGAAGCUCAUCAAACAGAUGAGCUGGGGAUAUAGUGUGAAAAUGGAUUAAUAGGACUUAAUUACUGAUGGAUUCAAGGUAGGGAAUAGAGAGAGAGAGGACUCAAGAAUUACUUUCCAGUUUCUGAUCUGAAUAACCAGGCAGAUGGUGUGCUGUUCUGGGGAAAGGAAGAUUGAGUGGAAGAAUAAUUGAGCUGUGGGUUGGAAUUCAGUGUUAAGUUUGUUACGUGCACAGUGCUCAUUUAGACAUCCAAAUAGAGACAUCAGGUAGCAGUGAAACAUAUGAGUCUGGAGUUGAGAAGAGAGAUCCAGUCUGAAGACCUGAACUGUGACUUAUGGAGUAUUUAGUGGGAUUAUUUAGCUAGUAUUUAAAGAUUCAGGAAAUGAGUUAAAGAAGGAGGAGGAGAAAGAGAAGGAAAGAAAAAGAAUGGAGCUCCCACCCCCACUCCCCGGGGGCUUUCCUAUACUUAGGGAGGAGGGGAAGAAACCAGCAAAGGAAACUCAUAGUGGCCAGAUAAAAAAGGGGAAAGAGUUCAAAAAGGUUAGUAUCAUGAGAAGAGAGACUUUCAAGAAGGAGAAAUGCUCACUCUUGAUAAUAGCUGAGAAACUGGGCGAGCCCAUGUGAGAAUUGUUUCUACUGGGCAGGACUUCUUACCAAGGAUAGAAAUCACUUGAAGUAUGUUUUUUAUUUGAGAGUUUUAUCCAGCUCCUAGCACACUAUGGGCACUUGAAGCAUAUUAAUCAAGUGACAUUAAUUGAAUGACCGAGUAUUUGAGUUCAGUUCAGGGUAAGGGAUAGGCCUAAGUAGUUUUACAAAGUCCCUCUCUUCCUGCAUGAACAUGCUCACCCACCUGCUACCUGACUGUCACUCUUACCUGCAAAAGUAUCUAUUGGAGAGAGAGCAGUAUCUUCAGGCUCUGUCAUAGCAACAUUAAAUACCAUUUAUUCCUCCAUACUUGGGAAAAGUGAACUGUUCAAUAAGCCUUGGAUGAAUAAAAAUUGGGGCUAACAUAGUGCAUGAGGUCAUAAAGGAUGACUUUCUGAAAUUGUAAUGAAAAUCAGAACCAUGACUAUAACCAUCAUCAUAGAAAUGAGGUCCUGUCCCAUCAAGACUCCUUCAUCUUAGCUCCACAUUGGUAUUUACCAGUACUAUUACCAAGUUCUUCUAGGUUCAGUUCUCAGAACUCUCUUAAGUCUAUUUCUUCCUUUAUCCCUCCUGUUCCUUCCUAGUUCAGGGAGUGCUUAGUCUAAUGCAGCCCUCCUUGUCCUGUAAGUGCCCCUAAAGCAUUCUGAAUUUUCUCUAGUUAGUAAACAUCUGUCUAUCUACCACUUGGCUGAAAAUUUUCCUAAAAGCUUGCCCUGCCUUGUUCACCUUGGCAUUCUGUGGGCCUACCAAGUGCCCAUUCAAUGAAUAUGUUGAAAAAAGGAACAAGUAUUUUAAUUAUGUAUCUGCCUUUACAACUUCAGAUGUGCUAUUUCAGUUGUUUUAAUGUGCACAGACACUAUGUGAUGAGCACGUUUUCUUAUGUUUUUUUACCAUAGAGUAAUAAUAUAUUAACUUGGACCUGCAUUGCCUACAAAUACCAUCCUAAUCAUUUAUGGCUGUGGCUGGUUGCUCUAGAAAGAAACCUGAAGCACACCAUGGAUUAAUUAGGAUGAGAAUCAAGCCCAGUUCAGGUGUGUUGUGCUGUGGGUCCUCAGCGCUUUUUCAUAGGCUCAUUGUGGUGUGUGUCUCUUGACCUCAACUGGGUCUGAGCCCUGAUGGCAGGUGCAUCCGGUGGCAACUGGGUGGAUGUGUGGAAAUGGGGAGCGUCAAGAGUCCCAACAGAGGAAUCUUUUGAAACGAGGCAAGUCACAGCGCUUCCUUAAUCCAGCCCUUGGACUUAGCAAUAGCCUUAAAACACCCGCCCCUCUUGUUCAGCCCUAGCCACUGCUCUUCAAGCAAUAGGCUGGGACUUAAGAGGAAGUGCGGGGAGGAAGGAAGUGGGCAUAGAGGGGUGCAGGGCUCUGAGUCUCAAAGUGAAUACCAAAACGUCUUUGUCACCAAAAUAUUUCUCAGGUGCCUUCAGGGAGUGCCUUUUGUUUGUUUUUAAUUUGUGUCUCCCUGAUUGAUUUUUCUAGUGGUUCCUUAUGGCCCCCAAAUCAAAUAUAGCGCUUAACCAACGAAAGAUCAGGAUGAAUCCCCACCGCAGUCCAUCCCGGUGCCCGAGUUUGCAACUGGCCAGGCCAGGCGGGGCAGGUCGAGGAGCCUCAUAGUGGGGCUCUCGAGGCUGAUUGGAACCUCGUCGCUACGCAUCUAGGCCCCAACCACAGUUAAAAGGCGAAGCCCGGGGCCCCUUCUCGCCCUACUCUUGCAAAGUCCCAGGAGCCAGGCGUCAUCCCGCGCUCAGCUUGGACUAGGUGGCCCCAGUCUGGCGCGCGUCCUGCGCAGCUAAGGUCCCCCAGCGCCCCCUACAGCCGCGCGAUGGGGGAAACGGCGCUAGGUACUGCGCCUCUGCACCACGCCCGGGACCCCACCCAGCGGCCCGCGCCCCAGACCUCGGGAGUACCUCACCUCCUCGGCUCCAGAAACAGGGCGUGGGGCCCGGCAAGCGCGCAGCAUCCCGGGCCACCUCUGAUCGCUCCGCCCGCUGCGGCCCGACUUCCCCUCCCUCCUUCUGUCCCUCCCUCCCUUCUUCCCUCCCGCCUGCCCGCCGGCGCCGGACACGCUGAGCCUCUUCUCUUGGGGCGCUCUUCCCCUUGGCUGACCGUCGCAUCCCGCGCAACUUUGAGAUAGACCAUGGUCGUUUGGUGUUGAAUGUUCCUUUCCGCAAGCGCAUGGCUGUACAAUCGAGGCGCGGGCCUGGCCCCCGAAGGGCAGCCGUCUCGAAAGCAGUGAUGCUACUGUUGUUCUUGGGAGUCCCGACUGGGCGCGCCUACAACGUGGAUACCGAGAGCCCGCUGCUCUACAAGGGCCCCUCCAAAACCUUGUUCGGCUACUCGGUGGUGCUGCACAGCCACGGGGCAAACCGAUGGCUGGUAGUCGGGGCGCCCACCGCCAGCUGGCAAGCUAAUACUUCGGUGGUCAACCCUGGGGCGAUUUAUAGAUGCAGAAUCGGAAAGAAUCCGGAGCGGAACUGCGAACAGCUUCAGCUGGGUAGCCUUAAAGGAGAACCUUGUGGAAAGACCUGUUUGGAAGAAAGAGACAAUCAGUGGCUGGGGGUCACACUUUCCAGGCAGCCUGGAGAAAACGGAUCCAUUGUGGUAGGUUAUUGGCCUGGGUCCACUGAGAACAUGAUGGAAUCAGAUACUCUGGGUGUGACUUUCACAUCAUUUGGUCUACUUUUGUGUUUUAUUCAGACUUGUGGGCAUAGAUGGAAAAAUAUAUUUUACAUAAAGAAUGAAAAUAAGCUCCCUACGGGUGUUUGCUAUGGAAUGCCCUCUGAUUUACGAACAGAACUGAGUAAAAGAAUAGCUCCAUGCUAUCAAGAUUAUGUAAAAAAAUUUGGAGAAAAUUUUGCAUCCUGUCAAGCUGGAAUAUCUAGUUUUUACACAGAGGAUUUAAUUGUGAUGGGAGCCCCGGGAUCAUCUUAUUGGACUGGCUCUCUUUUUGUCUACAAUAUAACUACAAAUAAAUACAAGGCUUUUUUAGACAGAUACAACCAAGUGAAGUUUGGAAGUUAUUUAGGAUACUCGGUUGGAGCAGGUCAUUUUCGGAGUAUGUACACUACUGAAGUAGUUGGAGGAGCCCCUCAACAUGAACAGAUUGGUAAAGCAUACAUUUUCAGCAUUGAUGCAAAAGAACUAAAUAUCUUACAUGAAAUGAAAGGUAAAAAGCUUGGGUCUUAUUUUGGAGCUUCUGUCUGUGCCGUGGACCUCAAUGCAGAUGGCUUUUCAGACCUACUGGUGGGCGCCCCCAUGCAGAGCACCAUCAGAGAGGAAGGAAGAGUGUUUGUGUACAUCAACUCUGGCCUGGGAGCAGUAAUGAAUGAAAUGGAAACAGAGCUUGUCGGAAGUGACAAAUAUGCUGCAAGAUUUGGGGAAUCUAUAGUCAAUCUUGGUGACAUUGAUAAUGAUGGCUUUGAAGAUGUUGCUAUUGGAGCUCCACAGGAAGAUGAUUUGCGAGGUGCUAUUUAUAUUUACAAUGGUCGAGCAGAUGGGAUCUCAUCAGCGUUCUCACAGAGAAUUGAGGGACUUCAAAUCAGCAAAUCAUUAAGUAUGUUUGGGCAGUCUAUAUCUGGACAAAUUGAUGCAGAUAAUAAUGGAUAUGUUGAUGUAGCAGUUGGUGCUUUUCGGUCUGAUUCUGCUGUGUUGCUAAGGACAAGACCUGUAGUGAUUGUUGAAGCUUCUUUAAACCAUCCUGAGUCAGUAAAUAGAACACAUUUUGACUGUGUUGAAAAUGGAUUGCCUUCUGUGUGCAUGAAGCUAACACUCUGUUUCUCAUAUAAGGGCAAAGAGGUUCCAGGUUACAUUGUUUUGUUUUAUAACAUGAGCCUGGAUGUGAACAGAAAGGCAGAGUCUCCAUCGAGAUUUUACUUUUCUUCCAAUGGAACUUCUGAUGUAAUUACAGGAAGCAUGAAAGUAUCAAGCACACAAGCUACCUGUAGAACACAUCAAGCAUUUAUGCGGAAAGAUGUACGGGACAUCCUCACCCCAAUUCAGAUCGAAGCCGCUUACCACCUCGGGCACCACAUCGUCAUCAGUAAACGAAGUACAGAGGAAUUCCCACCACUUCAGCCAAUUCUUCAGCAGAAGAAAGAAAAAGAUAGGAUUGAAAAAACAAUAAACUUUGCAAGAUUUUGUGCCCAUGAAAAUUGUUCUGCUGAUUUACAGGUCUCUGCAAAAAUUGGAUUUGUGAAACCACAUGAAAAUAAAACCUAUCUUGCUGUUGGGAGUAUGAAGACAUUAAUGUUGAACGUGUCCUUGUUUAAUGCUGGCGAUGAUGCAUAUGAAACAACUCUGCAUGUCAAAUUACCCUUCGGUCUUUACUUCAUUAAGAUAUUAGAUCUGGAAGAGAAACAAAUAAACUGUGACGUGACAGACAGCUCUGGCAUAGUAAAACUUGACUGCAGGGUUGGUUAUAUAUAUGUAGAUCAUCUAUCAAGGGUAGAUGUUAGCUUUCUCCUGGAUGCCAGCUCACUCAGCACAGUAGAGGAGGACCUCAACAUCACAGUGCAUGCUGCCUGCGAAAAUGAAGGGGAAAAAGGUGGGCUGAAGCAUAACCACGUGACUUUAACCGUGCCUCUCAAGUAUGAAGUCAUGCUGACCGUUCAUGGGUUUGUAAACCCAACUUCGUUUGUGUAUGGAUCAAAGGAGGAAAAUGAGCCCGAAACAUGCAUGGCAGAAAAACUGAACUUCACUUUCCACGUUAUCAACACUGGCCAAAGCAUGGCUCCAAACGUUAGUGUGGAAAUAAUGAUACCAAAUUCUUUUAUCCCUCAAACUGAUAAGCUGUUCAACAUUUUGGAUGUCCAGACUACUACUGGAGAAUGCCAUUUUAAGAAUUAUCAGACGAAGUGUGCAUCAGAGCAGCAAAAAGGCGCAAUGGAGACCCUUAAAGAUGUAGUCAACUUUUUGUCAAAGACUGAUAAGAGGCUGCUCUACUGCAUAAAAGCUGAUCCACAUUGUUUAAAUUUCUCAUGCAAUUUCGGGAAAAUGGAAAGUGGAAAAGAAGCCAGUGUUCACAUUCAGUUGGAAGGCCGACCAUCCAUUUUAGAAAUGGAUGAGACGAGAGCACUGAAGUUUGAAAUAAGAGCAACAGCUUUUCCAGAGCCAAAUCCAAAAGUUAUUGAACUUAACAAGGAUGAGAAUGUUGCACAUGUUCUACUUGAAGGACUACAUCAUCAAAGACCCAAACGCAGUUUCACUAUAGCGAUUAUUUUAAGUAGCUUGCUACUUGGACUUAUUUUACUUUUAUUGAUUUCAUACGUUAUGUGGAAGGCUGGCUUCUUCAAAAGACAGUACAAAUCUAUCCUACAAGAAGAAAACAGAAGAGACAGUUGGAGUUAUAUUAACAGUAAGAGUGAUAAAGAUGACUGAAGACUUCUUUCAAAUUGAGAGAAUUAAUAACAGACUCAGGUUAUACUAAAAUUUUAGAUAUUGUUUACAAGCAACCAUGAAUUUUUCUCAGACGUCUAUGUACAUUUUUUACUCAUAACUUUGUGAUAUACUAUGUCUUAAUGCAAAUGAAAAAUCCAAGCAAUGAUUAGUCUUUAAGAGAAAAUAACUGCAAAGGUAAUAUUUUAAUAUAUCCAAAGAUGAUCUUUCAGCUCUGAAAUGGGUAGGAAAAAAAACACUAAAGCAUUCAGUUUAUUCAAGAUAAGUAAUCCCUUGAAGGUAUCUUGAAAUGAAAGAGCAUCUGAAUUAAAAUUAUGUUGAGGAAACAAACAACUCAACUGGAGAUGACUUGAAGUAUCAGUUCUUUAAAAGAAGCAUUAUUUACCUUAUGUGCUUGCUACAGUAAAAUAAAUUCCACUGAAUAGGUAAUGACUCAUUUCUAAUAGAUCUUUGAGAUUUGUUUGGAAUAUGUUCUCUAGAAAUAACAGUUUUUUCAAAGAGCUGUUUCCAAAUUUUCUAGUAACUAGAAGAGAGCUAUCAUCAUUUUAAAGCAGAUUUUAUCUUUAAAGGUGUUGAUUUGUAAUAUAUUUCCUAGGGGCCUUGAUAAACAUCAACCAUUUAUUCAGCAGUCUAUAAAUAUUACUGGACCUGAUUAGCAAACUUCAGACUAUUUAUACACUGGUUUGAGCUUAAUGGGGUGACUUAUAGAUAAUUACUGUUUAUAUAGCCAUGAUUUUUCUUUCUGUAUAUAAAUAUACAUAUGUUUUUCCAAAAAAACUGUUUAUAUAGGUAUAAAUCCACUAGUCCUUCUAGAACACCAUUUUUUCAAGGGAAGGUUACUGAAGAGUAAAUGUUAAAAAUCCAUCUUUAGUCACAUUUUUUGUUUAUAAAAACAACAGUCCUUAAGAAUUCUAAUUUAUAUUCUAACACAGAUUGAAUGUUGCACUUCAGCUGAUAUUUGAAAGAUAAAUACACUGAUAUAUAUAAAAUGUGAAAACUGUACCUUACUAAAGAUUUUUAACAAUCCGAGCCCUGCAGAGACGAUAUUGUGAGCCAAUAUUUCACACAAAUUAGAAACUGUUUAAAAUGCCGACUGUCAAAUUAAGCAAAUAGACAAAUUCUUAUUUGGAUGUUCCUCUUUUCUCCUCAAAUAUAAGUAUAAAACAUGUUUUCACCAGGAUUAUAAGAACAUUCUCUUCUGAAUGGAAAUAGAGAAACAAAAUUCACAAAUUUAACUGUAAACUGAAAAAUAGAGAUUUAGCUUGUAUCUAAUGAAAAUAUGACAUCAAAAUGUCCAUUUUUUUUAGUGAUAAGUGAGAUAUUAAGUUUUUUGUUGAUGUUAGUUUUUUUUAUAAUGAAGUAGUUUCUUUCUGGAUCUAAAAUAAUUUAUCUUUAAAUGCCUUCUCACUUGCAAAUACAGUCAAAUUUUGUAAUAUCUAUUCAUGCAUAUGAACUAAAGGCUGAUCAUUAUGGAAUAUAAUUUCAUCUGAUUUGCCCCUAUAUCUGUCUUUAUAUGAUGGUUGCAGCCAAAUUUUCAAAAUCCAUUAUGGGAAGUGACCAAAUAGAAAAGUUAGAGGGAAGUCUUUACUACUAUGGAGAAGGAUUUCUUUAUACAAGGUCCCUGCCAACAGUUGUCUUCCUCAGACUGCUUAAUUCCUAUAACCUAUCCAUUCCCAAUGUGGUGGCUGGAGAAUGAGAAAUGCACAGAAAUUUAUGAAGGUGUUUGAGCAGCAAAAUGCAAUUACAAUGAGCAUGAAUAGUCCUUAACUUGGUGUGUACCAGUAGAAAUUAAAUUGUAAAGAACUCUUUUUUGAGAAAAAGAUAUUUUUGGGUGUUUUUACUAUGGGGAAAAAAACAAAAACAAAAAACAAA